Molecule: messenger RNA, 1467 nt
Organism: Closterium sp. Naga37s-1
Lineage: Eukaryota; Viridiplantae; Streptophyta; Zygnematophyceae; Desmidiales; Closteriaceae
Source: the annotation of a GenBank genome assembly
AUGAGGGCGGUUCGCGACGCCUUGGCCUCGCCCAUGCUGCAGGAGUGGCUGCCCAACUGGGGCAACGCGGGGGACAUCUGCGGGCCCCUGGGGUGGGCGCCGCAGGUUACCUGUGACCAGACUCCCUCGGGCAACUACACCAUCGUCAGCAUCAACCUAUCGGGCGGCAUGAUAGGCACGCUCAGUCCGCUUAUCGCCGACCUCGACAACCUCCACGAGCUGAAGCUGUACAGCGUGGGGCUGAAGAGCGAAGGCCUCGUGGACACGCUCCUGUACCUCACACAGCUCGACACCCUCGAGAUCAUCAACAUGCCGGUGGGCAUCACCACGGCAGAGCUCGACCUCUCCAAGUUGUCCAACCUCCAACACCUCACGCUGCGCAAUGUGAUGUUGAGGGGCCCUAUCUCCAAGCUCAACCUCCCUUCGCUCACCAACCUGCAAUCUCUGGACUUGGCGCAGAACCAGCUCACGGGCGAGCUGCCCAAGGGGCUCUCCAACAUCGCCCACAUUGACAUCUCCUCGAACAGCCUCUCAGGAGUGCUGCCCACCGACCUCAUCUCCUCGCCCAACGUCGAGCACAUGGUGCUCUACAACAACCGGCUGGAGGGCGCCCUGCCGGACGUCUUUGCCGCCGCCCAGAAGCUUCAGCAGCUUGACCUCUCGCAGAACAAGCUUGUGGGCUCCCUCCCUCCUUCACUCGCCGAGCUGCCCAGUCUUUAUUACAUCGACCUGAGCACCAACUCCUUCCGUGGCAAGCUGCCGCGCUUCUUUGCUGCCUGCACCAUCACCAACACCAGCGCCUUCCUCAACCUCACGAGCAACAAGCUCACGGGCGGCAUUCCCAACAGCCUGGGGCUCUACGCCCACCGCAACACCGUGCUCCUCACUGUCGAUGUGUCAUACAACCAGCUGCAGGGAGCGGUGCCCGCCAGUCUGCUGGCAGCAGACACGCUGUUGUACGACCACAACGAGGGCCUCUGUGACGCGCCCUACCUCCCCAUGUGCGGCCCUGACGGCAAGCCCUCUGAUCCUCUUACCGCGCUCAUUAAGAAUGGCACUUCUUCUGACGACGGGUCCACGCCUUUUGCUGACAUCACCCCCACCACACCCACGCCUGCCCAGCCCACCCAGCCCACCACUCCCACCACUCCCACCUCUACGCCUGCUGCCGCUGACCCUGCUGCCACUGAGCCUGCUGUUGCGGCUAAGCCCGCUGCCACCUCUGAGCCGGCUGCCGCGCCCUCCCAGCUCACCUGCAACUGCGAGCAGCUGUCCGCGGGUGUCAUUUUCGGCAUUGCCUUUGGCGCUGCGGUGCUUGCGGCUGUGCUGGUGGCGGCAGUGGUGCUGACGUGGCUGCACUACGGCAAUGCGCGCGCGGCGGCGCGUGUGGAGGGCGCUGGGUUCCUGUUUGGCAAUGGGGAGAAGGUGAACGGUGCUGUCAAGGACGUGGAGAAGUAUGCCAACUAG